UGUGAAGGUUUUUGACAUUUGGUUUGUUGUGAAUCGUAAUUUUCGAAAUAAACUUUAUUUUCUUUAUUAUCUUACUAGUUUAAUAGCAUAUGAAAUAAUUAACGUAGGAUGCUUUUGAAUCUGAACAGGAAUUACGUAUUUACAAUCUACUUAACAAUUAUUAGACCGUGUUUAGUUGCAUCACAAGCGAACAUGUCUUCGGGAAUUAUUGAUGCAGAUAAAUAUUCGGUAGCAUAUGUUACUGUGCCGAGUACGGAUGUUGGAAAAACUAUUGGUCAUGGAUUAGUAAAGAAUAAACUGGCUGCUUGCGUUAACAUUGUACCUCAAGUUACUUCGAUAUAUGAGUGGAAGGGAGAGAUCAAUGAAGACAGUGAGGCCCUGUUAAUGAUCAAGACUCGUACAUCUCUGGUGGACAAACUGACAGAAUAUGUUCGCUCCAAUCAUCCAUAUGAAGUUUGUGAAGUCAUAUCAAUACCAAUAAAAAACGGCAACCCGCCAUAUUUGAAAUGGAUAGGAGAAACAGUGCCGGAAAAUUGAAUAUUAUAUUACUAGCUGUUUUAAUUGUUUACAUUUAUCAAAUUCUCAAUUGCCAAUGUCAAAAUUACUG
Molecule: messenger RNA, 607 nt
Organism: Papilio polytes (common Mormon)
Lineage: Eukaryota; Metazoa; Arthropoda; Insecta; Lepidoptera; Papilionidae
Product: protein CutA homolog
Exons: 3
Coding region: 109-537 (142 amino acids)
Biological process (GO): response to metal ion
Molecular function (GO): copper ion binding
Source: RefSeq, a predicted model, not a curated record